This is a messenger RNA of Fusarium coffeatum, 1302 nucleotides long. RefSeq lists its product as uncharacterized. Bases 1 to 1302 code for a protein of 433 amino acids. The transcript has a single exon. NCBI's taxonomy places the organism in Eukaryota, Fungi, Ascomycota, Sordariomycetes, Hypocreales, Nectriaceae. The record is from RefSeq and is a predicted model, not a curated record.
AUGGAGAAGAAGGAUGCAGAUCUCAAAGCGUCUGAUCGAGAAAACACGAGUCUUGAACACCAGCUCGACCAAAAGUCUCACGAGAUCGAUCAGUUGAAGGAACAGGUGAAUGGCCUUCAAAUUCAAGUCAAGGAAGAAAGAGAAAGGACCAACAAGGAUCGGGAUACAAGCGAGGAGAUGCAGAAGCUUCAGGACGAGAACGAGAGUCUGAAGAAGCAGGCUGAAGAGGCUGAAAAGGAGAACAAAGAGAAGCUCAAGGAUAUGGUAGUCAAGGCCGAUGAGCAUUUUCAACUGCGCCAACGAGCUGAAAAGAGGAUACAAGAGCUCGAAUCUGCUCUUGAGACGCAGACUCGUUUGAGGGAAGAUGCAGUGGUCAACCAGGAGAGGGCCGAGGCGAUUUUCCAGGAUGUACUGAACCGAGCACGUCAGCAGAGGAGGGACUUCGAAAGGGUCGUGUUGUCGGCUAUGGUAUACGCAGCAUCUUGGGCAAUGCAGUGGGCAAUGCAGCCCCACGGCUACAUUCAACCCGGCCAAAUACUCCCAGUUCAGAACACCUAUCCAGGUCCAUUUCAACCUCCAGGUCCGGCUCAGAACAAUCAGAAUAUGUGUGGACCAUAUCGGAACUUUUCAGAUCCCCAUCCCGAGAUGUAUAGCGUCACAAACACCACACAAGUCACCAACGAAUCCCGCAUCUCUGAUAUUCCUCGAGAUAAUAAUCCUGGACCUUCACGUCAACAACAUCAGAACUCUUCAGGUCCCCGUACUAGGGUGGAUAGCACUACAGACACCACACAGGAUAGCGGUUCAUCCAGCAGCUCUGAUACCCUUCGAGAUAACACUCCUGAGCCUUCACGACAGCCAAAUCAGAACUCUUCAGGUCCCGAUCCCAAGGCGAAUAACACCGUAAACAACGCAAAGAACACUAAAGAGUCCCGCAGCCCUCGCAUCUCUCGGAACAACUAUCCUGGACCUUCCUCAUGCGGGCCUACAAUUGUCAACAGCGUCAAUCUCGAAUACAUCUGGUAUACAGAUCCGGUAGACGACAAGCAUUGCGAGACUAUCAGAGUCUCCAGAGGGAUGGAGAACAAUGUGGCUGCCAAAGUUCCUUGUCUCGAUUAUGUCUGGGCGGCCAACGUCGACAAUUUGCAAGGUAUGAUCAAUCUGUACAACCACACGCCUGGUACCAAGGCGUCAAUCAUUAUGGUAAAACAUAUCGAUGCCAGGAUUACAGAGGAGGUGCGUUUGGAUUGGAGGUUGUUUGAGAAAUCCCUUUCUCAGCGUCCCUUUUCUCAGCGUCAGUAG